CCACCAAGUGACUAAGAACUCUCCGUAUUUAAGAGGGAGCAGAAAUGGGCUGAGAGUAGCUUCUGUUUUCUCCACAGACAAGCACACCCUCAUCUGAUUUGGGGUGUCAGUGAGCUGGAGAGAGAGAGGUGGGGGAAACCUCACAGGCUCCUUCCUGCUACCACCAUGUGCUAUGGCAAAUGUGCCCGGUGCAUCGGACACUCCUUGGUGUGGCUCGCCGUCCUCUGCAUUGUGGCUAACAUUUUGCUUUACUUUCCCAAUGGGGAAACAAGGUAUGCAUCUGAACACAACCUCAGCCGCUUCGUGUGGUUCUUCAGUGGCAUUGCAGGAGGAGGCUUGCUGAUGCUCCUGCCUGCGUUUGUCUUCAUUGGGCUGGAGGAGGAGGACUGCUGUGGCUGCUGUGGCCACGACAACUGUGGCAAGCGAUGUGCGAUGCUUUCUUCUACAUUGGCUGCUCUUAUUGGACUCUCAGGAUCUGGCUACUGUGUCACUGUGGCCUCUAUGGGCUUAACAGAAGGACCGUGGUGUCGUGAUUCUCUCGGACAUUGGAACUACACCUUAGCUGGCACUGAAGGACAGUACCUUCUGGAUAGUUCCACCUGGUCCCAGUGCAAGGAACCCAAGCACAUUGUGGAGUGGAAUGUAACUCUGUUUUCUCUCCUCUUGGCUUUUGGAGGAAUCGAAUUCAUCUUGUGUCUCAUUCAAGUAAUAAAUGGAUUGCUUGGAGGCAUUUGUGGCUACUGCUGCUCUCGCCAGCAGCAAUAUGACUGUUGAAAGAACCACCUAAAGACAGAACAAUAAGCUUCCUCUACUUCCUUGUAAUUUAUACAUUGUGCUUGUAAUAUUGUAAACCUUUGUACUAGUGUAUCAUACUCCCCAUAUUCUACUUUUAUAAAACUGUAUAAAGACUGGCAUCUUCACAUGUCAGUAUCUGAACUUGGCAAACAAGCUUUUUUUUUUUUUUAAGGAAUGGGAAAACCGGAGUACUGGGGCUAAUUUACAGACUGACAAGCCUGAGCUUUAUCUGAGAUAAACUUUGCAAUGUCUAGGAUAAAAAUCCCACUCCAAUUGCAACUGUAUAUAUGUGUAUGCAUUUUAAAUGAAAGAUGUCUAACUUAAGACCAAGAAGAAUCCCAGCAAGCUAAAAAGAUGUUGCUUGUCACUGUUCGUAUGGUGUUUCCCAUUUGUACGCCUGGAUACCUCCAGCCAGGGGCCUUCGGAACCGUUUUAGUUCUGUGUGACAUGAACUCUUGCCUGGAUUUGGAGGCCUGGUUGAAAAUACUCCAUGCCCAAUGAAGGAAUCAAAACGCAGUGCUAUAAGUUGCUGUGAGUCCUACCAGAUCCUAACUGUUUUUUAACAUGUACAAAGCUUUUUGUUCUUCGAAGGAGGAUCAAGUGUUUAAAGUGGAAAAGGCCAGGAAAACCAGGCAAGCAAAGAGAUGGGAAAUGGAUUAGAGCAGAUGAUCAGCAUAGUGAGAUGGGAGGGGAGUGAGGGUGGAAAGCCCACGGGGACAUUUCCCCUAAACUUGAUCAUGUACCACAAAAUAAACUAUCAAGUACUAUC
Messenger RNA from Octodon degus (degu), 1564 nucleotides. It is a transcript of the gene Tm4sf1, whose product is annotated as transmembrane 4 L six family member 1. Lineage: Eukaryota; Metazoa; Chordata; Mammalia; Rodentia; Octodontidae. The transcript is spliced from 5 exons. Bases 166 to 774 code for a protein of 202 amino acids. Gene Ontology annotation, cellular component: membrane. The record is from RefSeq and is a predicted model, not a curated record.